Messenger RNA from Topomyia yanbarensis, 1499 nucleotides. RefSeq names its product S-adenosylmethionine sensor upstream of mTORC1 (gene Samtor). The record is from RefSeq and is a predicted model, not a curated record. Gene Ontology annotation, biological process: negative regulation of TORC1 signaling. The coding region runs from base 175 to 1155 and encodes 326 amino acids. Lineage: Eukaryota; Metazoa; Arthropoda; Insecta; Diptera; Culicidae. The transcript has 2 exons.
GAUAUGUUUAUCAACAUUCGUUUGUAUCGCAUUUUUGAAAUUUUCUGAGUCUGUCAUUAUUUUUUAUUGAAUAGUAUCUAUAAUAUCAUAAUAGUUUAAUAAUAGAAGUACUACAACGUCGAAUAAGGCAUAACAAGCAAAUUGAGCGUAGAUAUAGGAUAACCGAACGACUACAUGGCAUCAGCCGAGCAACUUGCCCUAUCGCAGCUCAUUAAAUCAGUGCAUCAGCAGCUCCGAGAUUCGACUAAAUCAUCCGAACCGGUCCAAGUUUGGAGGGAACAUCUAAACAAUCGCGAUCUGCUGAAGCAGUAUGCUCAUGCAAUGCACACACUGGCCACCUGCCACUGGGACAAGAACAUGGAAAUUUCCAGCAAACAGACGAACAGUCGUAUUGAAUGGGUGGUGAACUCUUGUCGGGAUUAUUUCUUCGGGCUUGGUCUGAGGAAUUUCUUCCGAGAAAAAGAAGACAAGAUAAUGAAGACAAUCAAUCCAGAGCAUACAUAUUUUUAUGAUGUUUACGAAACGCAAAGGAUUAAUUUGCUUGAUGUUGGAAGUUGCUAUAAUCCGUUUGCUGCAUUUGCAGAUUUUGACGUCACCGCGAUCGACAUAGCCCCAGCUAAUGAUACGGUGCGGUAUUGCGAUUUUCUGGAAACACCUCUCGACUCGCAUUCCGCCGAUAGUCUUACCAGGUCUCAUUUUGAUGCAGUUGUGUUCAGUUUACUGCUUGAAUACCUUCCCUCUUCCGAUCAACGAUUGCAAUGCUGUCAAAAAGCUUACGAUGUUCUGAAGCCAGAAGGAAUUUUAUUGGUAAUCACACCAGACUCCUGUCACCAGGGGGCGAAUGCCAAAUUGAUGAAAAAUUGGCGUUAUACGCUCGGUCUAAUGGGAUUUAGCAGAAUAAAACUUGAGAAGUUGGAACAUGUGACCUGCAUGGUGUUUAGAAAAUCUGUUUUCAAAGAAGUACCUCAGCGGUGGUGUGCGAUUCACAAGGAGGGAUAUAUGCAAACUGUUCUGAGUAUACCGCAAGAUUUCAACACGAGUUCGUUGAGCGGCGCUAAGCAAGAGUAUAGCAAGAAGGACGAUACAGUUGUUGAUUUAGCUGAAAUAAAACAUUUAUUUCAGGGAUUACCUUUCGUUGACGACGAAAUGUGUUGAGCGAUGGCAGACAAAGUAAAGGGUUGAUUUUUAAAGUCAGCCAUAAGUUCAAAAAUCUAACUAGUGCAGGUUAAAAAUGGCGUUUCCUGUUUUUCGCUGAAGUAGGGUAUCUUUCUACUUUUUGAAAUAUUUGAUUUAAGAAAAGAUUCGCAAUAUCUCCUAUCUGUGAGCAGCGCCACCAAUUUGAAGCGUGUGACUCAACCGGAUUGCAUGCAACUUGUAUGCAAUCAUAAAAAUAUACCGGCGUAAACCAGGGGGUGUAAAAUAUCAACUUAUUUAGGGUCGAUUUCUUUACCUUCGCUUAAUUUUAAAACAAGGUGUGUUAAAACUUUUGUUUGUCGUUU